This is a messenger RNA of Spodoptera frugiperda (fall armyworm), 918 nucleotides long. Its product is annotated as trypsin, alkaline C-like. The record is from RefSeq and is a predicted model, not a curated record. Lineage: Eukaryota; Metazoa; Arthropoda; Insecta; Lepidoptera; Noctuidae. Gene Ontology annotation, molecular function: serine-type endopeptidase activity. Gene Ontology annotation, biological process: proteolysis. Bases 135 to 782 code for a protein of 215 amino acids. The transcript has 3 exons.
GGCUUUAGAGAUAAAUUGAUAUUUGAAUCCUCUCAGACACCCGAUCUGGUCCUCAAAGGAUAUGGGGAGGUUCGACCUCUAAUAUUCAAAACUAUCCUUUUUUGGCUGCUCUCCUGGACACUGAUCGUUUCAACAUGUUCUGGCAAGCCUGCUCUGGCACAAUCCUUAACAACCGUGCCGUCCUCGCCGCUGCUCACUGCAUAACCGAUGAGAGACUCCAUUUGUGGCGCGUCCGUGUAGGGACAAGUUAUCCCAACGCCGGUGGUGCUGUCCACGAGAUCCAGCGACACAUUGUCCAUCCUUUAUACACUUCCAAAACUAUGGAGCACAACAUCGCUAUCAUACAUGUCGUCGUCCCCUUCACGUUCAGUAACUUAAUCAGCCCUGCGUCCAUCGCAGGUCCUAACUACAGCGUCGCAGACAACCAAGGGGUCAUAGCUAUUGGUUGGGGUUGGGGCUACAGUUGCACUCCAUCUCUGUGGUAUUCAGACAGUAAGCGGUUUCCUGAGAUAAUGCGUGAAGUCCCGCUUCUGACAACGCCUCAGGAAACAUGCAGAGACAGCUAUGCUCCUCUUGGUAUCGCCAUCACUGACAACAUGUUGUGUGCCGGCUGGCCUGUUGAUAACCGUGGACACUGCGCAGAAGAUUCUGGUGCUCCUCUCUUACACAAUAGAGUUGUUAUUGGCGUGUUCGCGUUUAGAUUUGGUAUCUCCGAUCCUGAACACCCAAGUAAUCUUACUCGAGUAUCCAACUACACAUCUUGGAUAACCUCAAAUGCAUAGAAGAAAAUUUGCUGAGAAAAAGACAGAUAAAUAAAAAUCAUUAAUUCGUAAACAAAAUGAAAUGUUUGUCAUAAUUUUACUGGAGUAUAAAAUUUUUGAAAAAUUCUUCAUGUCUAAUAAAAAAUUUAUAGCAUAA